Vespula vulgaris is the source of this 4178-nucleotide messenger RNA. RefSeq names its product pneumococcal serine-rich repeat protein-like. Lineage: Eukaryota; Metazoa; Arthropoda; Insecta; Hymenoptera; Vespidae. The transcript is spliced from 2 exons. Bases 42 to 3836 code for a protein of 1264 amino acids. The record is from RefSeq and is a predicted model, not a curated record.
ACGUUCGGAACAGCACAUCAGUUCUUCCAAGAUCUACAACAAUGAAGAUCUACCUCCCUUUCCUGGCGGCAUUUGUCGCAACAGCACUAGCUAGACCCAGUCAGAAUCAAGGAGCCAACGCUGCAGCAAGUGCCGUAGCAAGUUCAACAGGAAGCGAUGACACAGGGGAAGAGGACUCACUAUCUAAUGCUGUACCUGUGUCAUUACCGUACGACAGAUUGUUGCAUGAUGAAAAUGAAUCUACUACACAAGCUAGUCUUGCAGAUUCCUCCUUGUCACAAGUAGGUGGCUUAGGAAGAAGAUCAUCUAACGCAGAAGCCAAUGCUGCUGCUUCCGCCUCGUCGCUAUCGAACAGCUGGAGAAGGAGAUCAAGAAGAUCAGCUGAUGCAGAAGCUAAUGCCGCAGCUUCUGCUUCGUCACAAUCGAACAACUUGGGAAGGAAUGUAAGAUCAUCUGAUGCAAAAGCUAGUGCUUCUGCGUCCGCCUCGUCACAAUCCAACAGCGAAAGAAGCAGAGACGCAAGUGGAUCUGCUGCAGAAGCUAAUGCUGCAGCUUCUGCCUGGUCACAAUCGAACAGCUUGAGAAGGAACACAGGAUCAUCUAAUGCAGAAGCUAGUGCUUCUGCGUGCGCCGCGUCACAAUCCAACAGCGAAAGAAGCAGAGACACAAGUGGAUCUGCUGCGGAAGCUACUGCUGCAGCUUCUGCUUCGUCACAAUCGAACAGCUUGAGAAGGAACACAGGAUCAUCUAAUGCAGAAGCUAGUGCUUCAGCGUCCGCCGCGUCACAAUCCAACAGUGAAAGAAGCAGAGACGCAAGCGGAUCUGCUGCAGAAGCUAAUGCUGCAGCUUCUACCUCGUCACAAUCGAACAGCUUGAGAAGGAACGCAGGAUCAUCUGUUGCAGAAGCUAGUGCUUCAGCGUCCGCCGCGUCACAAUCCAACAGCGAAAGAAGCAGAGACGCAAAUGGAUCUGCUGCAGAAGCUAAUGCUGCAGCUUCUGCCUCGUCACAAUCGAACAGCUUGAGAAGGAAUGCAAGAUCACCUAAUGCAGAAGCUAAUGCUGCAGCUUCUGCCUGGUCACAAUCGAACAGCUUGAGAAGGAACGCAGGAUCAUCUAAUGCAGAAGCUAGUGCUUCUGCGUGCGCCGCGUCACAAUCCAACAGCGAAAGAAGCAGAGACACAAGUGGAUCUGCUGCGGAAGCUACUGCUGCAGCUUCUGCUUCGUCACAAUCGAACAGCUUGAGAAGGAACACAGGAUCAUCUAAUGCAGAAGCUAGUGCUUCUGCGUGCGCCGCGUCACAAUCCAACAGCGAAAGAAGCAGAGACGCAAGCGGAUCUGCUGCAGAAGCUAAUGCUGCAGCUUCUACCUCGUCACAAUCGAACAGCUUGAGAAGGAACGCAGGAUCAUCUGUUGCAGAAGCUAGUGCUUCAGCGUCCGCCGCGUCACAAUCCAACAGCGAAAGAAGCAGAGACGCAAAUGGAUCUGCUGCAGAAGCUAAUGCUGCAGCUUCUGCCUCGUCACAAUCAAACAGCUUGAGAAGGAAUGCAAGAUCACCUAAUGCAGAAGCUAAUGCUGCAGCUUCUGCCUCGUCACAAUCGAACAGCUUGAGAAGGAACGCAGGAUCAUCUAAUGCAGAAGCUAGUGCUUCAGCGUGCGCCGCGUCACAAUCCAACAGCGAAAGAAGCAGAGACGCAAGUGGAUCUGCUGCAGAAGCUAAUGCUGCAGCUUCUGCCUCGUCACAAUCGAACAGCUUGAGAAGGAACGCAGGAUCAUCUGCUGCAGAAGCUAAUGCUGCAGCUUCUGCCUCGUCACAAUCGAACAGCUUGAGAAGGAAUGCAAGAUCAUCUAAUGUAGAAGCUAACGCUGCAGCUUCCACCUCGUCACAAUCCAAUAACGAAAGAAGCAGAGACACAAGUGGAUCUGCUGCGGAAGCUACUGCUGCAGCUUCUGCUUCGUCACAAUCGAACAGUUUGAGAAGAAAUGCAGGAUCAUCUGCUGCAGCUUCUGCCUCGUCACAAUCGAAUAGCUUGAGAAGGAAUGCAAGAUCAUCUAAUGCAGAAGCUAGUGCUGCAGCUUCUGCCUCAUCACUAUCCAAUAACGAAAGAAGCAGAGACGCAAGUGGAUCUGCUGCAGAAGCUAAUGCUGCAGCUUCUGCCUCGUCCCAAUCGAAUAGCUUGAGAAGAAAUGCAAGAUCAUCUAAUGCAGAAGCUAGUGCUGCAGCUUCUGCCUCAUCACUAUCCAAUAACGAAAGAUGCAGAGACACAAGUGGAUCUGCUGCGGAAGCUAAUGCUGCCGCUUCUGCUUCGUCACAAUCGAGUAGCUUGAGAAGGAAUGCAAGAUCGUCUGAUGCAGAAGCUAGUGCAUCAGCGUCCGCCUCAUCACAAUCCAAUAGCGAAAGAAGCAGAGACACAAGUGGAUCUGCUGCAGAAGCUAAUGCUGCAGCUUCUGCUUCGUCACAAUCGAGUAGCUUGAGAAGGAAUGCAAGAUCGUCUGAUGCAGAAGCUAGUGCAUCAGCGUCCGCCUCAUCACAAUCCAAUAGCGAAAGAAGCAGAGAUGCAAAUGGAUCUGCUGCAAAUGCUAAUGCUGCAGCUUCCGCCUCGUCAUUAUCCAACAGUGAAAGAAGCAGAGACGCAAGUGGAUCUGCUGCAGAAGCUAGUGCUGCAGCUUCAGCUUCGUCACGAUCGGACAGUGGAAGGGACCAAGCCUCAAGUGAAUCUAAUGCGGAAGCUAGGGCUUCAGCUUUAUCGUCGUCACAAUCAGACAGCGGAUGGAGUAAAGACGCAAAUGGUUCUGAUGCAGAAGCUAGUGCUACAGCAUCAGCCUCAUCGCAAUCGAAUAGCGAAAGAAGCAAAGACGCAAGUGGAUCUAAUGCAGAAGCUAGUGCUGCAGCUUCAGCCUCGUCACGAUCGAACAGCGGAAGAGACCAAGGCGCAAGUGAAUCAAAUGCAGAAGCUAGUGCUUCAGCUUUAGCCUCGUCACGAUCGAACAGCGGAAGAGACCAAGGCGCAAGUGUAUCAAAUGCAGAAGCUAGUGCUGCAGCAUCAGCCUCAUCGCAAUCGAACAACGAAAGAAGCAAAGAUGCUAGUGGAUCUGAUGCAGAAGCUAGGGCUACAGCUUCAGCCUCAUCAGGAUCGGCAAACGGAAGAUCCAAAGAUGCAAAUGGAUCUAGUGCAGAAGCAAGCGCUGCAGCUUCCGCCUCCUCCCGGUCGGACAAUGAAAGAAGCAAUGACUCGAAUGGAUCUGAUGCAGAAGCUAGGGCUGCAGCUUCCGCCUCGUCACGAUCGGACAGUAGAAGGGGCAGAGGAGCAAGUGAGUCUAAUUCAGGAGCUAGAGCUGCAGCUUCAGCAUCGUCUCGAUCGGACAGCGGAAGUGGCAGAGGCGCAAGUGAAUCUGAUGCAGAAGCUAGGGCUGCAGCUUCCGCCUCCUCACGAGGGGAUAGCGGAAGGGGCAGAGACGCAAGUGAAUCUGAUGGAGAAGCUAGGGCUGCAGCUUCUGCUUCCUCGCGAUCGGAUAACAAAAGGGGAAGAGAAGCAAGUGAAUCUAAUUCAGGAGCUAGGGCUGCAGCUUCAGCAUCGUCACGAGCGAACAACAGAAGAAACAGUGGAGCAAGUGAAUCUGAUGCAGAAGCUAGGUCUGCAGCUUCAGCAUCAUCGUGGGACAAAAAAAAAGGCAAAAGCGGAGGGGAUUCCUUUGCGAAUGUCGCGGCUUCAAUAGUCGGCUCAAUACGAAAAAUUCACAAUAAUAGUUUAUUAGGAAGUCUACAUAAUUCAAUAAUUAAUCCUAAUGAUGAUGAACACAUUUUGUCAUAUAAUGACAGUAAAGAACUCGAAAUUUAACGAGGGGCUAUUCCUAAAUUGGGAUUUGUUGCCCUCGAUAAAACUAUUUCAUUUCAGAUUUAUUUUAAAUAUGGUUAAAAUUGAAAAUUUUUCACUUAUGUAUCCUAUAUAUUCUAUUAUCGCGCAAUUAUAUUGUUCAAUGUAAGGGUGAAUUUAUUACUUUAUGAUAUUAUAAAAAUAUAUAUUUUCUGGGUUAAACAAGAAAUAUUAUAAUCUUAUAAAAUAUGUUAUAAAUAUGUUACAAUAGAUAUUACGUCACUUAGUUCAAUUUUUAAUUAUUGUAUUAUGUAUUGUAUGUUAUGCAUUGUUCAAUAAAUUAAAUAUAUCUUGUUAAAUUGCAAA